GCUAGACAAUUUCAUGUUUCCAAAGAGGGGUGGGAGAGAGAGAGAAAAGGGACAGCCCUCCAACAAUGAUAAUCAAGCUUUAAAUGCGAGUUGGUUGAUUUAACUCACUUUUCAUCUCUUUACCACUAAGCAUCCAUAAGAUUUCCUCUUCUUCUACUUCUUUUUUCUUUCUCGUAGAUAUAAGUUUUUCCUUGGUUCUCAAAUCCCUCGAGUUGUAGAUCAUAACAACCUCUAUUUGGGGAUUUCAUUGAAAGAAAGUGAAAAAGGAAUGGAAUUUCACGAAUACCCAUCUCGUUUACCUCGCUCCUCGCCUUCUUUGUUUGGAGAUUUCAUUGAAAAGCUUAAAGAUUUUUGCUGUUUCGCCCUUUCUGCCAUCAUUGGGAACGUUUUCUCUGCAAUCUUAACCUUCUUCUUUGCAUUAGUGGGCACCCUGUUAGGGGCCAUGACUGGGGCGUUGAUAGGACAAGAGACGGAGAGCGGAUUCCUCCGAGGUGCUGCGGUUGGGGCUAUUUCUGGAGCGGUUUUUUCUAUCGAAGUUUUUGAAUCUUCUCUUGUUCUUUGGCAAUCUGAUGAAUCCGGAAUUGGAUGUUUGCUUUAUUUGAUUGAUGUCAUUGCAAGCCUUCUGAGCGGGAGACUUGUUCGGGAACGAAUUGGUCCCGCGAUGCUGAGUGCCGUCCAGAGUCAGAUGGGAGCUACUGAAAUAGCUUUUGUUGAGGUCCAGAACAUCUUCGACACGGGCGAUGUUAAAGGAUUGGCAGGAGAUUUGGUUGAAAAAAUCCCAAAGAUCAUAAUCACAAAAAACAACAUUGUUGAUGCUUCUGGGGAGAAAGUUUCCUGUUCAGUUUGCCUUCAGGACUUUCAGCUCAGAGAAACGGUUAGAAGCUUGCCGGAGUGCCAUCACAUGUUCCAUCUUCCUUGCAUAGAUAAGUGGCUUCUUAAUCAUGCUUCUUGUCCAUUAUGCAGAAGGGAUCUGUAAUGAUAUUUUUGUAAACUAUACAAUUAGAUGAGAUGUUUAUGUUUUUAUUUAUACUGCUGUUACUUGAGUGGGCUGCUGCUUGUAUUUAUUCAUCAAA
Molecule: messenger RNA, 1073 nt
Organism: Hibiscus syriacus
Lineage: Eukaryota; Viridiplantae; Streptophyta; Magnoliopsida; Malvales; Malvaceae
Product: NEP1-interacting protein 2-like
Exons: 5
Coding region: 269-976 (235 amino acids)
Source: RefSeq, a predicted model, not a curated record